UGAAUCGCAUCUUGCUAGCGUAUUCGGUGCCUUGUGGUGUUGGUACCAACUUGUUGUGGGACUUGGUCUUCCGGAUGGCCAGGAGCAGCUUGGUAACACAAAGAGGACAAAACAGAGAAAAAACUGGAGAAGAAAACACAAGCGAAUUGAACUUUUAUACCAGCAAAGCGAAGAAAGUCGAAAAUACAUCCCAUAUAUGUGACAUCGCGGGUCCCCAACACAUCUCUAACAAGAACAAAGGGUUGUCUACCUCGGGCCUCAAGGGUAUCCAAAAGAAGUGCUCUGGAGGCGUCAUUAUCCGGGCAUUGCCAAUUACGUGGUCGAUGUCAUCAUAACCGGAACCGCACUUAGUACAAUACAUUGCUCAACGCGAGGUUUAUCCUGUAUAAAUGCGCAUCUAGCGAGUAAUGGUUGGACAUAAGUCUUGACAUCACGCGAAUGAAAUUGCGACUUACAUCCAAACCAUACCACCACACUCGCAAAGAAACAUUAGGAAUAAUGGAAUGUAACCACCGUCCCAGCUGGCCAUCUCGCCAAUCAUUUUGCUAACUUUGAAGAGAACUCUGGCGAACAAAAUGGAAAAAUUCAUCAUGUGAAAUUCUUCUAUCCUAGAUCUCACCUUCCUGUGCGCCCACCUUUGCGAGAGAGUCCGCCUUCUCAUUGCCAUAAAUUGAGCAAUGUGAGGGGACCCAUACAAAGGUAAUCUUGUAGGAUCUUUCGACCAGUGCACCCAUCUGCUCCCUUAUUUUUGUAAGAAAGUAAGAUGGAUGUUUUACAGGUUUCAUCGACCGGAGUGCCUCAAUCGAACUAAGGCUAUCCGAGAAGAUGAAGAAAUGGUCUACGGGCAUGUUCGAAAUCAUCCCCAAAGCGAAGUUGAUUGCUGCCAGUUCAGCAACAUAAACCGAAUAAGGUUCCUGAAGUUUGCGGAAGGUGGUGAAAUUUUCAUUGAAGACACCAAAACCAGUGGAUCCAUUUACGAGAGACUCAUCAGUGAAGAAUCUCUUACAGGAAUUGACAUUUUGGUACUUUUCAUUAAAAAUGCGAGGAAUAGAUAUACAUCGAAGUUGAUCUGGUAUUCCAUGAAUAGCUUGUUUCAUGGACAGAUCGUAUUUAACAGAGGAACUGUCAUUAGUGAUGUGUACACGAGGUGGGUUAUGACCUGGGAGGCUUAUGUCGGAUGAUAUGUAGAAAAGUUAAAUUCUCAUAAAUUUUGACUGAGUACUCAGAGUGAGCAUUUCUUCGAAGUUUUCAAUCAUAAGUGUGUUGCUCACUCCACACUUGAUAAGUAACCUUAGCGAGAGCUCCCAGAAGCGGUUCUGGAGAGGUUUCACUCCUGCCAGGACCUCUAGGCUCGCAUUAUGCGUUGAGUGCAUACAGCCGAGAGCAAUACGCAAACAACGGUAUUGAAUUCGUUUCAACUUUAUUAGGUGGCAAUUUGCUGCUGAGUGGAAACAGAAAGAUCCAUACUCGAGAACAGAGAGAAUAGUCGUUUUGUAAAGUUUUAUGAGGUCUUCCGGGUGAGCACCCCACCAUGUUCCGGUAACUGUGCGUAGAAAAUUGAUCCUUUGUUGACAUUUUUGCACCAAAUACUUAGUUUGGGUACCCCAAGUGCCUUUUGAAUCAAACUAGACCCCAAGGUAUUUCGAAGUCAAAGACUGGUCGAUUUCUAUUCCCAAAAGAUUGAGUUUCAGCUGGGCUGGAUUCCGCUUUCUAGAAAACCAACCAAUGGAGUUUUUUGCGGAGCUCAUUAAUGGUUCACUGGAAUCAUUAAAUCUACAAAAAAAAUUAAUUUAAAGUUCUAAACUGACUCGUAACUUGGAUCACAUGAUGACAACGAUGUGGUCAGUUUGCGUAGUUUUCAACUCUUGAAUAAUCUUUCAACUACUAACCCAAAAUAGGUAUUUUUUAUGGUAGAUCUUCGGCAGCGUUGCAGUGUUCACUCACUCAAAGUUACUUCUCUAAAAUCGAAAUGCAAGGCUCAAGUAGUCUAAGCUCGUGGUGUACGAUCUUUAUCCUGUUUUGUUCAAAUUGGGACAAACCAGUGUCACAUUGGGUGGUUUGUAAGUAAGUUCCCACAACACUAACAAAUACCCACAACACUAACAAAUACCCCUAAAUGCUAAAUUCUUCUGUACUGUUGGUCAGUCACAGUGCAAACAGUUCAGUUGACUUAUUACCCACCCAACCAACAAGCUUCCUGUCAGCACCAUGAUUGGUCCGGUGCGGUAGAAAUAGCAAAGCAAAAAUCCCUCAUCCGAAACCACCCGACCGUGACUGAUAGGUUUAAAAACUUGACGUAACGCCCAAACACCAUCAUAAUCCGCCGGUGCUGCUGCUGCUGCAGUGUGCCCUUGCACAUGGGUAUCAACAAAAUCCCACACUCCCAACAGUGCACAAUGGUCCCAGGUCCGAAUCUAGCUAGACAAAAUUAUUUACGGCGAAACUAUUGAAUUUAGCUAUAUUGUGUCUUUGGGAAAGUUUUUCCAAAAUUUGUGUCCUAUUUAGUCAAUAAAUUGAAAUUAGGGUGGUCCAAAUGGUUUAAAAGAUUUGUAUAUCAACUUUUUUGUUUUUCCAAAUACACCUAUACAAUGUUCUACAAAGUUUUAGAACAAUUAAUUUGGAGCAACUUUCCCGAAGAAACCAACCUCCUAACUAUUACGGUUGACGAGUUAUGAUUUUUUGAAGCUUGGAUGUUAGGGUGGACCUUAAAAAAAUCAGUUUUUUGCUUAUAACUUUUCAUAGGGACAUUUCUCGCAAAAACGUUGUUCCGAGCACUUUUAGAUCUUUUGAUUUUACACUUUUUCUCCGAAGAGAGCAAUGUUAUAUCUCUUGAAAUAAGAAAGUUAUGCAAGAUUUUCUCUUAAAAAAUCGCUUUUCUUACAUGUAAAUAUUUCAGAAUGGCGCGAACCGAUUUUCAAUCUUUUAAAUCCAUUCAAAAGAUCUCACUUUCAUUGUUCGAUGGUGAAAAAAUAAAAGAAGUGUUUUUUGUUUAAAGCGCUUAAUUAAUUUUUGAAAAUAUGUCAUUUUUCAUCAAAAAAUGGCCAUAACUUCAAGAAUAUACAAAAUACAGGUAUGAUGUCUUCGGCAAAAAGGUGCGCAAUUGAAUGCUUUAAAAUUGUCUAGAACUAAGUUUUUUUGAAGAAUCAACACAUAAAAACAUAUUUAAAAAAAAUUGGAUUUUUAACUAAAAAAUAAACACUAUCAACGUUUCAAAGAACCUUCUGUCAAUGCUACCCUAAUGAACGGUUCCAUACUUGUCUCUAUAUGUUGAAUUUCUAAAAACAGUCAACUUCAACAAUGUACGAAUUACGGUAUAUUUGAGAAAACAAUGUUUGAGUGACAAUGUAACCCGAUUAGAAAAGGAAUGCUGAUCAAAGUAGCCUAGAUCAAAGUAGACUAGAUCAAAGUAGCCUAGUUCAAAGAAGCCUAGUCAGCAGAGCAUGGUUUUCUGCAUGCAUGCUGUUGAAUUUUGGUUAGUGCGUUAUCGUUCCACAGAAAAAAGAAAGAUGUCAGUUGGUAAGUUACAGAAUUUCUCAACUUUUGAAGUAGAUUCCCUAACUAAAUUUUCCACCAGGUCUUAAAGUCGCCUUCCAUGAAUUGGCUGAACAAUUCAUUACCGAUAGUUCUACAACAUCUUUGUGUCAGUACGUUAUUGACAAGUUCCAGGGCAAAACAAUUGAUACUGCAGAACUUCAAAAGAAAAUUAGCUUUUUCGCACUCAAAUUCACAACAGCAUGGAAAAAGAGCAACCGGAAAAGAGACGGUUUCUUUGAGCGCAACAAAAUUUGGUUGAGUGGGUUUGAAACUUUCAAAGAACUUCCGAUGUCGAACACCAAGAGAGGGCGUCCGCGUAAAUCAUUUGAAACCUCAAGCACAAAAUCGAAGCAGCGAAAAGUUCAUGAUAUCAGCGUCGAAGUUCCGUAUCAGGAGUUGAUGUUUGCAGCGGCAACAAGAGCCACAAGUUCCGGACAUAGAGAUGCGGCAAAGAUCAUCAAAAAUAUUUCUGAAUUUCCAGAAACCGCCACUAGCUUGAAGCAAUCUAUGAAGUCUAGUGAUGCCGGAGUGGAGCAGUAUUCACCGACUAAAGCUUUGGCAUUCAUUUGUAAGAACGGAUUUUCCAAGAGUCAAUACAAUGACAUUCGUGCAUCGGAUUUGAAGAAAGGGUGUGAUUUGUAUCCGUCAUACAAUCGGGUUUUGGAGGAAAAGAAGCUGACGUAUCCUGAAGGUAAUUUCUAUUUCAUUAGAUAGGGCCCAUUCAUACACUAUAAAGGCAUCACAAAACAUCUUUUCUAUUAUCUAACAUGAUCGAAAUGAAUUUAUGUUGCUUAUGGACAGAUAAUUAUGGGAAUGCAAAAAUAGUCAUGAGAUAUUCAUCAUUUUCAGGUAUUACGAUAAAACCAUCAGCAGCCGAAGUUCCCCUCCAAUCCCUAGUUGACCACACAAACAAACGCUUAAUAGAAAGCCAUAGAAGUAUUCUUGCUGGUUCGGCUUGUAAUACGUUUGAGAUUAACUAUAAGUGGGGCUGCGAUGGCAGUAGCAAUCACUCUCGCUAUAAGCAAAACUUUGUUGAAACGGAUGAAGACGGUGAAUUACGAGAGUACAAUGAUUCACACAUAUUUUCGAUGGCUCUUGUUCCUCUCCAAUUAAUUGGAAGAAUCUCAGAGCACGAACGAGAUAUUUUUUGGAAAAAUGAUCUACCUUCUUCCGUUUCGUUGUGCAGACCGAUCAAGCUAAUUUUUUUGAAGGAAUCUGCUCAGCUAACGCGAAAUGAAGUUGAGAAAGUGCGAGAUCAAAUAAAAAAUCUGAGGCCAACUGAAAUUCUUCAAGACGGUCGGACAAUUACUGUAUAUUCUUCGUUAAUUCUAAGUAUGAUGGAUACUAAGGUAGUAAACGACCUCACAGAAACAAACUCGCAAUCCUGCUCAUUUUGUGGGAAAAGCGGAAAGAAUCUGAAUGACGCAACCAACGAUCUGAACGAGACCAACGCUGAAAAGUUCUCUCGUGGAUUCUCCCCUCUCCAUUGCUAUAUUCGGACAAUGGAACUGUUUCUUAAGGUAGCAUAUCGACUAAAAAUGGAAAAACCGACAUGGCCCGUAGCGAAGUCUAACGAAGCUGUCCGUCAACGAGAAGCCACCAUUCGAGCCGAAAUAAAACGAAGACUAGGGCUCAGAAUUAGCGAACCGUUACCGAGCGGUGGCAACAGCAAUGAUGGUAAUACCUCACGAACGUUCUUCAAAGAAUGGCGAUCUACUGGAGAGAAUGUACAUCAUUCUAGUUAUUAUCAACUGUAAGAGUGAUAUCAACGUGGAAGUAUUCCAAAACUACUUGGAAACGACUAGGAAACUUUAUAUCAGGUAAGAUGUAGUUUGACAUAUAAUAAUAAUAAAACUAAUAAUAAUGGAAUUGGAUAAUAAUAAUAAUUUAUUCUAGCCUAUAUGGUUGGUAUCCGCUGUCUCCAACUCUCCACAAAAUUUUGGUCCACGGCGGUGCCAUCGCGAAGCACAGUACUGUUCCUGUUGGAAUGUUGAGCGAGGAAGCACUGGAGACCCGGAACAAGUCUAUCAGAAAGUUCCGAGAAUUCCACUCCAGGAAAUUCAGCAGAACGGCAAACAUCGAAGACGUCUUCCAACGUUUGCUUCUAACAUCCGAUCCAGUGAUUUCCUUGAUGAAUAGGAAAAGCAGCGAUUCUCCUUUAAACUCUCAUCCAGCCAAAGCUCAAGAACUUGUUAUUUUGAAUUGAAUUGAAAAGAUAUGUAGUUUUAAUUUUUAUUUGUUCUAAGCUCAAUAAACCAAAAUAUUAAGUAUAUACAUACUAAUCGAUUGUUUUUAGAAAUCCAACAUAGAGAGAAAAGUAUGGAACCUUUCAUUAGGGUAGCUUUGACAGAAGGUUCUUUGAAACGUUGAUAGUGUUUAUUUUUUAGUUAAAAAUCCAUUUUUUUAAAUAUGUUUUUAUGUGUUGAUUUUUCAAAAAACUUUGUUCUAGACAGUUUUAAAGCAUUCAAUUGCGCAUGUUUUUGCCGAAGACAUCAUACCUGUAAUUCGUAUAUUCUUGAAGUUAUGGUCAUUUUUUGAUGAAAAAUGACAUAUUUUCAAAUAUUAAUUAAGCGCUUUAAACAAAAAACACUUCUUUCAUAUUUUCACCAUCGAACAAUGAAAAUGAGACCUUUUUAAUGGAUUUAAAAGAUUGAAAAUCGGUUUGCGCCAUUCUGAAAUAUUUACAUGUAAAAAAGCGGUUUUUUAAGAGAAAAUCUUGCAUAACUUUUUUAUUUCAAGAGAUAGAACAUUGCUCUCUUCGAAGAAAAAGUGUAAAAUUGAAAGAUCUAAAAGUGCUCGGAACAACGUUUUUGCGAGAAAUGUCCCUAUGAAAAGUUAUAAGCAAAAAAUUGAUUUUUUAAGGUCCACCCUAACAUCCAAGUUUCAAAAAAUCAUAACUCGUCAACCGUAAUAGUUAGGAGGUUGGUUUCUUCGGGAAAGUUGCUCCAAAUUAAUUGUUCUAAAUCUUUGUAGAACAUUGUAUAGGUGUAUUUGGAAAAACAAAAAAGUUGAUAUACCAAUCUUCUAAACCAUUUGGACCACCCUAAUUUCAAUUUAUUGACUAAAUAGGACACACAUUUUGAAAAAACUUUCCUGAAGACACCAUAUAGCUAAAAUCAAUAGUUUCGCCGUGAAUAAUUUUGUCUAGCUAGAUUCGGACCUGGGACCAUUGUGCAGUGCAGUUUACCUACCACUAUUCUGUAUCUACUACUGGAAGUCACUGUGACAACCGCGUGCACUGACUCGGUGAGCGCGGUGCUGUAUUAUCCUGCAGUGCACAAGUGCAUAGUGGACGCAGUUAGUAGAAAAGAUGACCAAAAGUAUAAUCUACAAGCUGUACCCGGCAAACUUUGUCUUGCCUACUGCGUUUUUUGACGUUUCAAGUUUCUUGCCAAGACCAAGUCCCCGGUUAAAAUGAAUGGAAGAUCGAUUUUCAAAAACUCUCAAUUUUUGCAUGUUUUUUGGCUCAUAAACCUUCCUUGGGUGAAAACUAACAGAACA
Messenger RNA from Aedes albopictus (Asian tiger mosquito), 7035 nucleotides. RefSeq lists its product as uncharacterized. Bases 4302 to 5291 code for a protein of 329 amino acids. The record is from RefSeq and is a predicted model, not a curated record. NCBI's taxonomy places the organism in Eukaryota, Metazoa, Arthropoda, Insecta, Diptera, Culicidae. The transcript is spliced from 2 exons.